AUGGACGGUAAGUUAUGACUACUUUUAUUCAGUUAUUCUGCAAACACAGAACAAUUUAUUUUUAACACCAAAACUUGAAUUCAUUGGUUUGUGUACUUUUUCAUGAAAGUUUAAUGCCAAUAGGUCCAAGUUUGUUAAAUAAUGUUUGAACUGUUGGUAUAAUUUUGAAUAAGAAAAAUAAAAAAAUAAAAAAACUCAAAAGGUUGCUGUAACAAAGUGAAAGUAUUUCAAUCACUGCAGUGUUUAAAAAUGAGUCACUAAGAAGAACAGGUUUAUUUUGGCAACUACAAGUGAUUUUGAUUCUAUGCAGUGCUUUCCACUACAAAUAAUGCAGCCUGAGGAUCACAGCCAUUCAGUUUUAGUUUUUGAUUACAUCUCCUUUGUACGAUUUUCUAGAUUUUCUGAAUCUUUUAUUGACAUUUUGUACAUUAGGUGGUGAUACUUUUCAGUUUUACACCAGAGAGCAUGAUUUUAGAAUUGUUAAACUAUUAGCUCUGGUAGUCUCUUAUAGAAUUAUUAGAGACUCAGCCUCCAGUCAUGUUUCAACCUGUUGAUAUUUUUUUUCCCCAGGAUGUGUAUUUAAUAGUGUUACCCAAAUUUUUUAGCAUUUUGUUUCCCCUGUGCAAACUUUUUUGAAAUGUGCUGCUGCAGAAAGAGAAUUCAAUUUCAUAAAACAGUUUACUUUUAAUCUAAGUUUCAACAUCUGACAUGUUUUCUUAGCACCACUCUCAGUCUUUUGUUUUUAGUCAGCCUUUUUACACAACAUCCUGAGCUUUUUUCGAAAAGGGUUCUUAUUGUGAUGAAGAAUUACAUUUUUUGGUUAACGUGUGCUUGAGAUCCCAAAGAUCCAAAAACUUGUCUAUGGCAUUAGUGCUUACAAGAAUACAGUAGUGUGUGUAUAUAUGUCCUAUAAGUCAGAUAUAUUAGCCCAACAUGAGCCUUAAUUUAGGUUUACAAAAGCUGACAGUUUUGCAGAAUACAGUGUACUACAGUGAGAUGUCUUUGGCAAAUUUCAUUGACAGCAACAUAACUGUUUUCCAGAAAACACACGAAGGAUCGUCGUCUUAGGGAAGACUGGAGCCGGGAAGAGCAGUCUGGCCAACACCAUUUUUGGAGAGACUGCAUUUAAAGAAGACACCACCGCCGAUUCUGGUACAAGUGAAUGUCAAGCAAAAACCAAAUCCAUCAAUGGAAGAUGCAUCAUGUGGAUUGACACUCCCGGGUUCUUUGACACAAAGAGAUCCGAGGAGGCGAUGAAGCCUGCAAUACUGAAGUGCAUCACUGACUGCUCUCCCGGGCCUCAUGCUUUCCUCAUUGUGCUUAAAGUGGAGAAAUUCACAGAGCAAGAGCGGGCUGUCAUCGAAAAGCUGUGCCAGUAUUUCUCAGAGGAAGCUUUAAAAUAUGCCAUUGUUCUGUUUAGUCAUGGUGACCAGCUCUCUGAAGGACAGAAGAUUGAGGAGUUUGUAGAAAAGUGUGACAAUCUGAGAAACCUGGUGGAGAAAUGUGGGGGCCGGUGUCACGUCAUGGAUAAUAAAUACUGGAAGAAAACUCUGCAGGAUGACUACAGGAACAACCAGUUCCAGGUGGCAGAGCUGCUGAAAACAAUCGACAAGAUGGUUGAAGCAAACAAGGGAGGCUGCUACACCAAUGACAUGCUGCAAGCAGUGAGGAGAGACAUACAACAAGAACAAGCGAACAUCCAACAGACAUCUGCAAACAAGUCACCAGAGGAGAUCAUGCAAAAGGCCAAAGCCAAUGUGCUCUCAAAGCAGCUAUUGAAAUUUACCGGAGUUACAACAGGAGCACUGCUGGGAGCCUUUCUUGGUGGGGCAAUGAAAUUAAUGAGCCAAGAAGGACCUAUGGUAGCACUGGUGGCAGGUGUAGCAAUAGGAACAGCUGCGGGAGUAGCAGCAGGGGUUGAUAUUACAGGUGAGGCAAAAGAAAAGAAACAAACCUCUGUCUAG
Messenger RNA from Xyrichtys novacula (pearly razorfish), 1964 nucleotides. The record is from the annotation of a GenBank genome assembly. Lineage: Eukaryota; Metazoa; Chordata; Actinopteri; Labriformes; Labridae.